Molecule: messenger RNA, 1602 nt
Organism: Copidosoma floridanum
Lineage: Eukaryota; Metazoa; Arthropoda; Insecta; Hymenoptera; Encyrtidae
Source: RefSeq, a predicted model, not a curated record
UUAUAUUUAUUAUUAUAAUUACAAACGUGAAAUAGUAUUGUAGUAAUAUCAAAUAGUCAAGUGUAUAACAUCUUGCGUAUUCGAGUUUAAUGUCUUAACUCCAUCUUAAGAUUAUAGAGAGUAACGCGUAAAACCAUGACGCUUACCUGUGCGGGAAAAUUUUGCACGUCCACCGAUAAUACGAAAAUUGAUGGCAGAAGGAUAAGAUUUUUCGAACUUCCGUCUGAAAAAAUCUUAAGAGAUGCCUGGGCAAAAUUACUCAAAACAAGUUAUGGAAAAAACGGUGGUAGCACAGAUGCUAAGAAAGUACUAUGUGAACUGCAUUUUGAUAAAAGUUGUUUCGAUGAUGACAAUCAGAUGAAGCCUAAUUCUGUUCCUAGAUACAGCACUACUAAAAAACCACCUGUGAAUACCAAAUUUUCAUCUGCCUACGAUGAACCUCCAACAAAGAAAACAAAAAGUGACAGUGCUUUAAAUAAUACUCUAACAAAGAAAAAUGAGAGUAGUGCUGAUAAAGAAACGUCCACAAAAAAAAUUAAGCCUUAUCGCUUAACUGUACAAAUUGACAAAAUCAUUCUCAAACCAGGUCCUAAAUCCAAAAAAUAUAAUGAUAAAAUUAAAAUUAGUUUCGUUUCUCCUUGCAUUACAAGCGAAAUUGUUGAGUCUUUGGGACAGCUGGUUGACUUAAAGGACAGGCAAGAUUUACCCGCCUAUAAUCAGUGUUUGGUCUGCAAACAAGUAUUUAUGGCUCCCACAGCCUUAUACGAUCAUCUGAAAGAACAUUUUUCAUGUAAUGUUUGCAAGAUGGAAUUCACAUCUAGAAAAUCACAUGGUAAACACUACAAAAUACAUCAAAGUGAUUCACUGGAAUUACCAUUUAAGUGUCAUGUUUGCAAUUUACUGUUUGUGAAUCACGAAGUACUUAGUCAGCACUCGCAUAUAUUAAAUCCAGUGAAAAUCGAAAACAAGACUUACAAUUGUAAAGAUUGUAAUAUAACAUUCAAAAAUGACAUUACCUACAGGAAACAUAUUUUAAUUCAUAAACAAGAGUCCAAUGCUUCCAUAAAUAAAAAUGAAAAACCCAAAGUUAAAACGACAUUACCAGCAGUUUCUGCUGAUGAGUAUAUAUGUAAAAUCUGUAAUGCAAAAUUCUUUAGCUCAGCUGAAAUCGAAAGCCAUAUCAAAAUACACUCAUCAAAAAAAAAAGAACAUCCAACUACAGCAUAAGAAUGUGAAGUUAUUUUAAUUUCAUGUAGAAGGGAAAUACUUGAUGAUUUUAUUUAAUUAUACAGUAAUUUUUCAACUAAUUGACUGAAACGAAUUCGUAAUAAAAUUGCUACAUAAAUUCGGCCAACAUAAUAUUGAAUGUGCUACUAUUUUAUACUCUGUAUGUUGUAACUAAUGAUUUCGUCAUCCAGUUAAAUUGAUUAGUUGUAAGAAUGUGCUGCUUAAAAAUGAAACCAAUUUUUAUUUCAUUAAAAUUUGUUAUAUGUAAGUAAAAAUUUUGUUGUUUAACAAAAAAGUUCAAAUAUAUCUUUCGAUCAUUCAUAUUAUCAAUAAUUCAAUGGUAACCAUUGAAUUAGUUAAGCAUCAGGAGAAUAU